AUGUCGGGAGAACUAGGAAGUUGGGCUGACUCAGACCCUGAAUCACCGCCACCAGUUCCUCGUGGUAGCAGCGGCGGGGGUGCCAGUGUUGGAGCUUCGUCGUCACAAGAAAACGGUGGUGAUGGUGGUGGAGACGGUGAUACUUCUCAGGUAUCUUCCGAGUCACUGGAUUUGAAUAAUAGCGGCAGCACUGGAACUAGUGAAUUGUGGACUGACCGGUCGAAUGGAUUCGAUGCUCAGAGUAACCGACUGAGAAGGAAGACCGGUUUCAGUCAGCUGCCAAUGGCUUCUGAAGGUGAUCUUGGUCCAGCUGAUACUGGAUCCCAUGUUAGAUCUGAUGUUGAUGGUAGUUCUGAUCCCCAGUCUGAUAACCGUGCUGGUAGUGGUGCUGGUGGUGACAUUGGUACUCGGAGAUAUAACAAUGGCAGCGGCAAGGGCGUUGACAGUGCUGCUGAAAGUGGAUUACUUUAUGUAACUGGUGGGAGCAGUAAUCACCAGCCAGUGGCUAAUGAUUCCACUGGAGAUAAGUUUGUGUCUGAUGCCAAGGGUUCUGGUGAUGCAAGUAAAGGCAAUGUUGCUGGAAGUAAUCGCGAGGUGGGAUAUGGAAGUAUGGGUGAUUCUCUGUCUGGAUCUGGUCAUGUCAACAGAGCCAACCGUGUAUUUGGUAGCAAUACUGGCAGUGGCGUCAAUAGAGUGAAUGGUGCCAAUAGUAGUAACGGUGUUAAUUCUAAUGAUGCUAGUAAUGGUGGUAAUAGAGAAACUGGUAGUAAGGGUGUUAAUGGUGUUAAUGGAGUAAAUGGUAGAAAUAGCGGUAAUGGUGCUAAUGGUGUUGAUGAUAGCAACAGCAGUGAUGGUGCCAAUGGCACUGUAAGGUUGUCAAAAUCACAGUCGCCACGAGUUCUCGGACCCAAAGGGUUUGUAAAAGAUGUCGAGACGAGCCUCGAGCAGGAGAUUAUUAACGAGUCGAGUCCUCUUCUCCAUCGUCUUGAAGACUCUUUGCUAGGAGAUUCCGGAAAUACUGGCUAUACAGGUGGUGUCAGUGAGGAUCCUGAUGAGCCUGACUCAUCUUCUCCCUAUGAUGACCCACUCAACAGUUUAUCUAUUCGGUCACUGCGAGUUCUACUCUACGUAUUGACCACUCUAUGGUCGGGCUGGAUCACACUGCUCAUUAUCAACGUGUUUUCUCAUAUCUCUUGGCUUGACGAACCCAGUGUUAGCUCUGCAUUUACCCAGCUCGACAUGGCACUCAUGUCUCUGGCCCAAGUUAUCUCUUCGCUCAUGUUUUUCAGAAACACUAAUAGUGCUGAUAGGAGCAUUGAAUAUGUCACUACUGCCAUUGUUCUGUUGGACCUGGUGGUAGUACUGGCAGUUCCUUCUCAACGCAUCAAAAACGGGUCGAAAGGUGGAUUAAUAACCACUGUUGGUUCAUUAGUCACCUUUGUACUUACUCCACUCACUGACCGAGUGGUAGAAUAUGCCGGGAAACGUCGUGACGAGGGCCGUAUACACCAAUCAGUUCGGGGCUUGCCUAUUAACAUGUCUUCAUUUUCACAGUAUGCUCGUAUGACGGCACUAUUUUUCAUUCGAGGUCUGAUUCUUGUUUCUGUUGCCCUGAUAUCAACCAACAUGGUGCUCGAAACAUACGACAGCGCUGUGCUUCAACCUCCUGGCAAGAUUAUCCCAAUUAGUUUGCAAAACAUAACUUAUUCUCCUAUCCCUUCACCUACUCCUUCCCCUCCAUAUUCCGCUUCGUUUUUCUCUCCAUUUUCCAUUUAUGAUGAAUCCACACCUAAUGCUAAUAAUAACGACACUACCACUAUCAAUAAUUCUACUAUUGGCAUCCAUAUUUAUUGCACUGAUAUCAACAAAGAUACCACCAACCCGAAUCUCACCGUUCUUCUUGAAACCGGAGACUCUCCGGCCCUCAGCUUUUCCUCGUGGGCACUUGAACUUCACGAGCGAGGAGAUAUUGCUCAAGUAUGUUAUUGGGACCGACCUGGUUUCGGGUUUUCCGACCAGGCACCAUCACCUCUGUCUGCCGGCGUAGUUGCCAAUAUCCUUUUCGAAACGCUGAAUCGCACUCUUGACGAGGAGCUGCCAUCGAAAUACGUGCUAGUAUCUCACGACGUUGGCGGGCUCUAUUCUCGUAUAUUUGCAUCGCGACACUGUUCUUCUAUUCACAGCAUGGUUCUCGUUGACAACCUUCACGAAGACCUUUUCUUCCGGCGAAACUCGCCCUGGCAGGGUUUCAAGUACUGGAUACAAGGAGUAUUUGCGUCCCUCGGAUACCGAAACGCAUUUGGCAUCAUCUUCAAACGCGAAGGUCCAUUUCACCGUGUAUACGGCUCGGCGUACCAACGACAACCAAAAUAUUUCUUUGCCAAACUCCAAGAACAGCUUUCUGCCCGUACACGAACCAAGUCAGAAAUCAUCGACUCCAACGCCUCCCUUGCAAGCGACAUCCCCAUUCUCGUCAUCACCUCCUCAGCCAGCAUCCGCACCGACUCCGAGUGGAGCGACAAACAACGCCAGCUGACCAAGCUCACCUCCAACACCCUUGCAUGGGAAAUCCUCGACGGGCCACACGACCUCUGGCGCAAUGACGCCACUAAACACGAGCUCCAAAAGCUGCUCUUAGACGACAUCAAGUACAGUCGUCGCUCUUAA
Messenger RNA from Sugiyamaella lignohabitans, 2667 nucleotides. RefSeq lists its product as uncharacterized. The coding region runs from base 1 to 2667 and encodes 888 amino acids. The record is from RefSeq and is a predicted model, not a curated record. NCBI's taxonomy places the organism in Eukaryota, Fungi, Ascomycota, Dipodascomycetes, Dipodascales, Trichomonascaceae. The transcript has a single exon.